Branchiostoma belcheri (Belcher's lancelet) is the source of this 1582-nucleotide messenger RNA. Its product is annotated as potassium voltage-gated channel subfamily A member 1-like. Gene Ontology annotation, molecular function: delayed rectifier potassium channel activity. Gene Ontology annotation, cellular component: voltage-gated potassium channel complex; membrane. Gene Ontology annotation, biological process: protein homooligomerization; potassium ion transmembrane transport. Bases 29 to 1582 code for a protein of 517 amino acids. Lineage: Eukaryota; Metazoa; Chordata; Leptocardii; Amphioxiformes; Branchiostomatidae. The record is from RefSeq and is a predicted model, not a curated record. The transcript is spliced from 2 exons.
UGUUGACUCCCUCUCUGACCUCAGAAACAUGAGUGUGUCCGGCUCAAGUGUGGAGGAGAGAGAAGAAGAAGAAGAUGUGUUUGAGUGGGAUGAGACAGGAGGACAGGCCGAGACAGAUCCACUGCUGCCGGCGGAAUCUUCCCACGGCCCGCCAACGCCGACAGAGGAUCGUCGCCUCCGUCUGAACGUCAGCGGGAUGAUCUUCGAAACCUGGGAGAGCACCCUGAACAGAUACCCCAACACCCUGCUCGGAGACCCCGCCCGCAGGGAAAAGUUUUACUGUCCGGACGGAGACGAAUAUUUCUUCGACCGUCACCGCCCCAGUUUCGAAGGUAUUUUCCGCCUCUACCAGAGGGGACACAAAGCUACAGCAGACUACGAGAACAAGAUGGAGAAACCCCUGAACGUCCCUGUGGAGAUUUUCUACGCAGAGAUGAAGUUUUUCGACAUCGAUGAAGCCAUCAUUAAGCAGUGCCUUGAGGAUGAGUGGUACAGCUUGGAGGAAGACCCUUACGCUGAUCUACCUACCAUAGAGCCACAACGGUCCAUCUGGCUGCUCUUUGAUUACCCAGAGAGUUCGGUAGCCGCUAAAGCCAUCGCUGUGAUUUCUGUGAGUAUCAUAUUUGUCUCCAUAGCGGUGUUCUGUGUGGAAACUAUUCCUGGAUUUGACGCUAACCCUCUAGAUUCUGCAAUGUUCUCAAACGACACCAUAAUGGACCCGCUGUUCCGUGCAUAUGAAGACCAACUCUUCUGUGUGGAGACCGUCUGCAUUAUCUGGUUCUGCUUCGAACUGAUCAUUCGAUUCUACGCGAGUCCCAACAAAUGCAGCUUCAUCAAAGACGUCAUGAACAUCUUUGACAUUGUUGCCAUCGUUCCCUUCUUUGUUGACCUCUUUAUGAUUCUUGGUGGUUUUCAGCUUCAGAAAGGUUCCACUACCUCCGUCUUCGUGCGCGUGCUUCGACUCUUUCGCAUCUUUCGGAUCCUCAAACUCUCCCGGCAUGUAAAAGGGUUGCAGGUACUUGGGAGGUCUCUUCUUGAAAGCAUGGGAUCUUUCAUUCUUCUAUUGUUCUUCCUCUGUGUCGCUAUGAUCCUGUUUGGAAGCUUUUUAUACGUUGCUGAACCUAAUGAUGACUGGAACAGCAUUCCGGGCACGUUUUGGUAUAUCAUAGUCACUAUGACAACAGUGGGUUACGGUGACGUCUAUCCGACAAGUUUCGCUGGAAAGCUGAUCGGGGGAGUGACAGUUGUCUGCGGCAUUAUGACACUUUCCCUCCCCAGUCCCGUCAUCGUCACAAACUUUAUCAAGGCCUGGGGGAUGUCCAAAAACGUCAUUGCGACUCGAAACAAGGGCUCAAAAAUAGACAAGAAAGAUGAAAAGCAUCACCAAAAGUUCUUGGAGUACGCAUGGGUUGGUGACGUCGACAUCGAUAAGGCAAAGGGGAGGCUGUGGGUGACUCCAAGGCACUACAUGCUGUAUGGGGAACCGGAAAGCAAAAAGGAAGAUCCGAAAAAGACAAUAUCUUCACUACAGAAAUAUUUGUACAUGGGGACCCCAGAGGGGGAGGGAGAAUUUUACGUGUGA